Molecule: messenger RNA, 893 nt
Organism: Nematolebias whitei (Rio pearlfish)
Lineage: Eukaryota; Metazoa; Chordata; Actinopteri; Cyprinodontiformes; Rivulidae
Gene: lsm4
Product: LSM4 homolog, U6 small nuclear RNA and mRNA degradation associated
Exons: 5
Coding region: 98-547 (149 amino acids)
Biological process (GO): nuclear-transcribed mRNA catabolic process; mRNA splicing, via spliceosome; P-body assembly
Cellular component (GO): spliceosomal tri-snRNP complex; P-body; U6 snRNP
Molecular function (GO): U6 snRNA binding
Source: RefSeq, a predicted model, not a curated record
CAUAAUAAAAAGAGCCAAAAUCAGUAGAAGAAGAAGAAAAAUUGUCGGUGGGAAAAAUCGUGUUUUUGAGCGCAAGGAAGAAACAUAUUAAAUCAUUAUGCUUCCUCUGUCUUUGUUGAAGACUGCCCAGAAUCAUCCCAUGCUGGUGGAGUUGAAGAAUGGAGAGACUUACAACGGCCAUCUGGUUAGCUGUGAUAACUGGAUGAACAUCAACCUGAGAGAGGUCAUCUGCACAUCCAGGGAUGGAGAUAAAUUCUGGAGGAUGCCCGAGUGUUACAUCCGAGGAAGCACCAUCAAGUAUUUGCGAAUUCCAGAUGAGAUCAUCGACAUGGUGAAGGAGGAGGUGGUGUCAAAGGGCCGUGGGCGCGGUGGUUCCCAGCAGAAUAAGCAGCAGGGCAAAGGAAGAGGAGGACCCGGUCGAGGUCUGUUUGGCGGCCGUGGCAGAGGGAUGUCCGGUCCUGGUCGGGGACAGCAGCAGCAACAGCAGCAGCAGCAGCAGUCGGAUAAGAAACCAGGCAAACCACAAGGCAUGAAGAACCAGCACUGACGAACAGUACUGCACUUUUGAAGCCACAUCCAGUUGAGUAGAUGCAGAUAUAAAGUACUCUGUUGUUUCUUUCUGCUGUGAAGUUGAGAAUAAUUUAUUGUUGCAAACAUUUUUUUUUUUGUACCUGAAUAUUAAGAUUUUCUUUUAACUGUUAUUGAAUACAGGUUUUCAUGGUGUAGAAAGGGUUGAGUCUAAAAUUUGUUGCUUGAAUAUUUUUUUUAGCUUCUUAAAUCAUUUGCAACUCCCAUCGUCUGAAUAUUACUCUUUUUAAAACCACAGCAGGUACAACAGUAGUCACAGCUGAGAGGAUUCACUUCCUGAACACUUUUGUUAUAACGUUUGUAAA